CUUAAAAAUUUCAAUAUAAAAUAAUAUUCACAAUUCCUCAGGCGACAUAAUGGAUUCAUUUUACCUGGGAUAGAAACACAGCCCACCAUUUGGGAGAAUUUGGCCAGUACGAUUAAAUGAGUCCCAUCGACUGGUGGGUCUUAUCAGUGUCCACAGACAAGCAGGCAGGCGGGCAGGCGAACGUGGAGUGCCGUUAUCGAUGUGUGUACCUUUUUGGGAUGUAUCAAACCUUCACCCAGUUACGGCACCUCGUCAUGUUGCGGGCAGUCUCAGUCACCGUAAAGCGAUGGACGGCGGUGACUGUGAUCAGACGACAUGAUGAAAAGGAGUAUUUGCAGGUUACCACUGUUUUGGAAAAUCUAUCUUCCAACGCUGGCUACGCUGAUCGUGUACAAUGAAUAUCUCAUCCACAUUUAUCACAGCUUUCAGUGGGCUGAGCUGCAAUGUGAAACAGAUAGCUGCAUUAAGAUGCUCCUGGUUGCUGAUCCACAGAUCCUGGGCAACACAUUCGACACGAAGCUCUACUGGCCGUUAGCAAAUUUCGACUCGGAUCGUCAUUUAAAACGAACGUACAAAAGCGUGGUGCAACAUGCAGCACCGGAUGUUAUCUGCUUUCUGGGUGAUCUCAUGGACGAAGGAAGCGUUGCUAACGAUGAUCAAUUUGCCGCUUACUUUACCCGCUUUGUCAACAUCUUCUCCCAACCGACUGCAAACACCAUCAUGUUUUACAUUCCAGGUGAUAACGAUAUUGGAGGCGAAGGAUUAGAAACAAUUAAAUCCGACCGAGUGCUCAGGUUUAAGCAAUACUUUAACGAGCAGGACGAAUUAACGAUCGAUCCAAUGUUGCGCAUCCUGAACGUAAAUCGCAUCAGCAUGACACUUCCGAUGAACAGUGCACCGAGCACCGAGGAACCGCAACCCUACACCGUGCUUUUGAGCCACAUGCCAAUACUGAGGUGGUCGGAUCCUUUUACUUAUAAGGUUAUUGACGAUUUUCAGCCAAAUGUGAUUUUCUCCGCCCAUGAACACAAAUCCCGCCACGUUAAGACGCACCGUAAUCAGCUGACCCAGGGUGCCCCUUUCGAACCACUCAACACAGAACGAUCCAACCGGCACGAGGUAGUGGAGUUUGACUUAAACUAUCUCAAAGAUACGCGAGAGCUGUUGGAGUUUAUCGUGCCCACCUGUUCGUACAGAAUGGGCGAAAUGAAGAUAGGGUACGGGUACGCCAUGUUCGAUGGUGAUAAGCUCCGGUACACCGUGCUGUGGACAUCGCAGCGGUUCUAUCAGCUUGCGGUGUACUCCAUGAUGCUUAUACCGCUCAAACUGGUCUGUGGACAGCUCUGGUGUGGCGUGCUAAAACGGUACUGGUGCUGCUGCCGCAAACGAAAUCGCAACUACUUACCGCUUCCGCUGGCAUGAAACGGCGUGCGGAGGAUCGCAAGGUAAAAAAACAAUCCUAGUAUUAUUGCGGGAAAGUUCGACAUGAAUUCAGUAUUUAUUUCAACAUUUAACUGUUCCAUGAAAUGGUGUUGAAUGUGAUUUAAAAUGGAUGUUAUAGUAAGAAAAUAAGGGGAAUGAAAAGAAAACACCUACAACGUU
Molecule: messenger RNA, 1602 nt
Organism: Anopheles coluzzii
Lineage: Eukaryota; Metazoa; Arthropoda; Insecta; Diptera; Culicidae
Exons: 6
Coding region: 316-1422 (368 amino acids)
Biological process (GO): GPI anchor biosynthetic process
Cellular component (GO): endoplasmic reticulum
Molecular function (GO): hydrolase activity
Source: RefSeq, a predicted model, not a curated record